ACCUGACGUAUGACGGCGCCGUCGACCUCGACAAGCUCGAAGCCACCGACCCGAUGUUGUAUGCAACGACGUUGCGGCAAAUGGACUGUUUUGGUCAGACCCCGUCGCAGCUCUUGCUUCGCCCGCACCCGCCGCGGUCGCCGUCGACCGAUACGAUUCGUCCAUUGAUCCAUGUCUCGCAGUGGGUCGGCCACCCGCGGGUGCGCGGAAGCCGAAGCCGACGUCCUGUCUUGUGUCUUGCGCUGGCCGACGAGGCGGUCGUGGCGAUCGAUGCACGCCGACGACUGAGCUUGCACAAGUGGAAGGCGCUACCGCCCGACCACGAGCCGCCCUUUGCAUUCGCGUCAACGCCCACGUCGACGCAUGUGCUCGGAGGCCCGUUUGCGACACGCGCCGUGACGACGUACGCCGAGUCCGCCAUCGCGCUGUCGAGCAACCUGUUUGCGGUCUAUGGCAAGCACGUCUUCUCGGCCGGGCACUGGGACCACAGUGUUCAAAUCACUCGACUCGUCGACGGCAGUGGGUCGGAGAAUGGCCAGAGCGUCCGUGGGCACCACGACGUUGUGACGUGCGUCGCCGUGAGUGAAGACGGCCGUGUCCUUGUCAGCGGCUCGUCCGACAACACUGUCAUGGUGUGGCCGCUGCUCUGGCGUGACAAAAUAUGCGAGCUCCGCCGGACGCCGAGCUUCGUUUUGUACGGCCACGACGACGGCGUGACGAGUGUUGCGGUCUCGAGCGACAUGGACCUCGUCUUGAGCGCCAGUCGUGACGGCACCAUCAUUGUGCAUACGCUGAGCAACGGCCGGUACAUUCGCACGCUGCGCCCGGAUGCCUCGCGGCAUGCACGCUUGACGUAUGUCGGACUCAGCACUUAUGGGUCGAUUCUGACGUACUGUGAUUCGAGCUCGACGCUGUAUCGGUACUCGAUCAACGGCGACUGCCUCGCGUCGCGGGUCGUGGAUCAGAAAGCCCAGGCGUUUGCGCUGACGCAGGCCGGUGACGCGAUUCUACUGGGCGGGCGCGGCCAGACGAUCACCGUCUACCGUGUGCACGACCUCUCGAUCCAACGCGAUUUCGAUGGCAGCGACGAGACGCGCGGGCUCAAAGCGUUCCAGAGCCCGAUCCACGCGCUCUGCUUCUCGAGCAACGACAUGCAUUUGCUCGUCGGCCUUGGCAACGGCGAUGUGUGCGUCUUCACGCCAGAUGCGCAGUACCUUCGCGACCGGCUUCAGACCAAACUCACAGAUCUUGGCUUCUAG
Messenger RNA from Saprolegnia parasitica CBS 223.65, 1259 nucleotides. RefSeq lists its product as hypothetical. The record is from RefSeq and is a predicted model, not a curated record. Bases 54 to 1259 code for a protein of 401 amino acids. Lineage: Eukaryota; Oomycota; Saprolegniomycetes; Saprolegniales; Saprolegniaceae. Gene Ontology annotation, molecular function: protein binding. The transcript has 3 exons.